CUGGAACGCGCACUGUGCAGGGUAGGGGGUCCCAGGGGACUGGAGCUGGGCGGCUGAGGCCCGAGGAUUGUGAGCACACCGCGUGAUCAUACGCCCUCCUGGAGCAGCCUUGGGGGGCCUGAGCAUCAAGAGAUGAGCUUCCUAGAGCAAGGGGACAGCACUUCAUGGCCAUCACCAGCUGUGACCACCAGCUCAGAAAGAAUCCGUGGGAAACGGAGGGCCAAGGCCUCAAGAUGGACGAGGCAGGAGGCCAUAGAGGAAGGGGAGCCGCCGGGUCUCGGGGAAGGUUCCUGGGCCAGGCCAGCUGCUGAGUCCACUGGGCUGGAGGCCACAUUCCCCAAGGCCACACCCUUGGCCCAAGCUGCUGCCUUGGUCAGAGUGGGCACCCCACCAACAGGGGACUUCCUCCCUUCUGACUGUGCAGCCUCAGCAGCGGGUUCCAGCACAGAUGAUGCAGAGCUGGCCUCAGAGUUCCCGGCCGCAGAGGCCUGGGGGUAUGAGCUGGAAGGCCUGGUAGAAGAGAGGCCGGCCCCAUGCCCGUCUCCACAGGUCCCGUUACCCAAGCUGGGCUGGGACGACGAGCUACAGAAGCCCGGGGCGCAGGUCUACAUGCGCUUCAUGCAGGAGCACACCUGCUACGACGCCAUGGCAACCAGCUCCAAGCUGGUCAUCUUUGACACCACGCUGGAGAUCAAGAAGGCCUUCUUUGCCUUGGUGGCCAAUGGCGUGCGGGCAGCCCCUCUGUGGGACAGCAAGAAGCAGAGCUUUGUGGGGAUGCUGACCAUCACGGACUUCAUCCUGGUGCUGCAUCGCUACUACAGGUCCCCGCUGGUCCAGAUCCAUGAGAUUGAAGAACAUAAGAUCGAGACCUGGCGGGAGAUCUACCUGCAAGGCUGCUUCAAGCCUCUGGUCUCCAUCUCUCCCAAUGACAACCUGUUUGAAGCUGUCUACACCCUCAUCAAGAACCGGAUCCAUCGCCUGCCCAUCCUGGACCCGGUCUCAGGCGAUGUACUCCACAUCCUCACACACAAGCGCCUGCUCAAGUUCCUGCACAUCUUUGGCGCCCUGCUGCCCCGGCCCUCCUUCCUCUACCGCACCAUCCAAGAUCUGGGCAUCGGCUCAUUCCGGGACUUGGCGGUGGUGCAGGAGACAGCACCCGUCCUCACCGCCCUGGACAUCUUUGUGGACCGGCGUGUGUCUGCGCUGCCCGUGGUCAACGAAUGUGGUCAGGUCGUGGGCCUCUACUCCCGCUUCGAUGUGAUUCACCUGGCUGCCCAGCAAACCUACAACGACCUAGACAUGAGUGUGGGAGAAGCCCUGAGGCAGAGGACGGUGUGUCUGGAGGGAGUCCUUUCCUGCCAGCCCCACGAGAGCCUGGGGGAGGUGAUCGACAGGAUUGCUCGGGAGCAGGUACACCGGCUGGUGCUAGUGGACGAGACCCAGCAUCUCCUGGGUGUGGUCUCCCUUUCCGACAUCCUUCAGGCGAUCGUGCUCAGCCCUGCUGGCAUCGAUGCCCUCAGUGCCUGAGGAUGUCUGGGUCCUCACUCCCAAGCCACCUCCAUACCCGGAAGCCAAUGAAGGGAGCCGGGGGAUCGGCCUUCAUCUUCCCUUUCCCCGUUUGCUGGUGCCGCUCUGGUUCAGGCUUCUCCAGCCCUCCCUAACUGCCCUGCCUUGCCUGUGCUCCCGGAAGCCCUUGGGUAUGCCAAUGCACCGUGCGAUGAUGACAAUAAGGAGAACAGCUGAGUCCACCCUGGAGGUCUCUGAACCAGAGGCACUGGGAUUGCCCGUGUGCUCCGUACCCACGUGUACCCUUUCCCCCACCUGGGUCAUGACUGGCCCCAGUGAGGCAGGGAGCUCACAGCCCACAGGCUUAAUCAGCGGUUCCGGAGUCCCCCUCGAGCCACCAGCUUUCUGGGAGUCCCAGCUGUUCUCCCCAAGUCGUGAGGAACUUUACUGAUUCCCCACAACUUUGCCACUGCCCUCCUACUCUCCCUGCAGUGUUAUCGCUGCAGGGCUGCGGAUCACCACGGAGCAGCAGUUGUUUACAGAACUGCCUGUUGGAGUGAGGCCCGCCUUCUGUUCUUGUCCAGAAAACUCCUUAGCAUUCACCAGUGCCUCGUGUCCUCAGUCUCCAGCAAUGGACAGCCUUGUACAAACCAAAAAGAACAAUCCAUGAACUUGGACUUUGUAGGUUUCACUCAAACAAAGAUAUGGUCAUUUAACCUGAACUUGUGGCAAGAUCCCUGUGCUUCCUGAAUUCAAAGACACGAAGGAAAUUUGACAAAGGCUGCAAAUGGCA
Messenger RNA from Microcebus murinus (gray mouse lemur), 2299 nucleotides. The record is from RefSeq and is a predicted model, not a curated record. Lineage: Eukaryota; Metazoa; Chordata; Mammalia; Primates; Cheirogaleidae.